UAGAACAGGUAUAGAAAGUAUUUUAGUCUCUCCCCCAUUGGUCACACUGGCUUAUUAAGCCCUUCGUCAUGAUUUAUUUCACAAUCUUCCUUCUUCUCUGUAAAAUCCACCAAUUGAAUUGAAUCGAAUCCCUUUGAUCGGGAAUUGAAUCAUCAUCAUCAUCAUCGAUUAUCUUUUCGAUUGUUAAUUGAGCAGGCAGGUUGGUUGGUUGAGAGAUUGGAUUGGAUUGGGUUCCAUGACGUCAGGUACGCGGCUUCCGACAUGGAAGGAGAGGGAUAACAACAAGAGAAGAGAGAGAAAGAGGAGAGCUAUUGCGGCUAAGAUCUACAAUGGCUUGAGAAUGCACGGAAACUUUGAGCUACCUAAACACUGCGACAACAACGAGGUCCUCAAGGCACUUUGCAGAGAAGCUGGAUGGAUCGUAGAAGAAGACGGCACCACUUAUAGAAAGGGAUGCAAGCCAGUUGAAAACAUGGAUAAUAAUAAUAAUUAUAUUAUAGGCGGUGGUGGUGGUGGUGGAUCUGGACCAGGAUCAGUAUCAGCAAGCCCUCCAUGUUCAUCAUCAUCAUAUCAACAGAGUCCAUGCAUGUCCUACAACCCUAGCCCAGCAUCUUCUUCCAUCCCUAGCCCAGUUGCAUCUCAUCAUCUUCAUUAUGCUGCUGCUGCUAAUAAUCAUAAUAAUCAUCCCAACAACUCCUUCAUUCCUUGGUUUCUGUCAUCUGGUGGAUCAUCCUCCUCCUCAUUCAACCGACUCUUCAGUACUCAUGGAGGUGGUUCUAUAAGUGCGCCUGUCACCCCUCCACUGAGCUCCCCUACUUCUCGGAUCAAUGAUGCAGCAUGGGGGAUUACCGGGGGAGGAGGAGGACAUUACUCGGCUUUCCUACCCUCCUCUGGUGUUCAGACACCUCAAGAUGGGACUGUGUCUCCUACUUUCAGCCUAGUAUCGUCUAACCCAUUUGGCUUCAAGGAGGCCUUAUCUGGUCCUGGUUCAAGGAUGUGGACUCCGGGUCAGAGUGGAACAUGCUCUCCUGCAAACUUACCAAUCUCGGAUGAUGAUGAGAUGGCAGGUACCGAGUUUGCAUUUGGAAGCAACCCUAUGAUUGGGGUCGUAAAUGCAUGGGAAGGAGAAAGAAUACAUGAGGAACAGGAUUGUGCUGCUGAUCAUCUUGAGCUCACUCUCGGAAACUCAAAGGUAUGUACUUUUUUGUCCUCUGUUUUUGUUGUUAAUAUUUAACUUACGUUUGCCUUUUGGUUUUGGGUUUUCAGGUGCGAAGAUUUUGAAGAGUUAUGUCCCUUUGUUCUUAUAAUAUUUACCACUUCAAUUACACCAUUGUCAUCACCUGAAAUAGACUUUAUUUGAAAGAAACAAUAGAGAGAAAAUAUAUAAGUUAUAUAUAUUCUGUAGAAUUAAUUGGCUUUGCUUGGCUGGGAAUACUGUAUAUUACCAUUACCUGAUUAAAUUACCAUUACAGUACCUUUUUCACAA
Messenger RNA from Impatiens glandulifera, 1486 nucleotides. Its product is annotated as BES1/BZR1 homolog protein 3-like. The record is from RefSeq and is a predicted model, not a curated record. Bases 236 to 1234 code for a protein of 332 amino acids. Gene Ontology annotation, biological process: brassinosteroid mediated signaling pathway; DNA-templated transcription. Gene Ontology annotation, molecular function: DNA-binding transcription factor activity. The transcript has 2 exons. Lineage: Eukaryota; Viridiplantae; Streptophyta; Magnoliopsida; Ericales; Balsaminaceae.